This is a messenger RNA of Helianthus annuus (common sunflower), 1758 nucleotides long. RefSeq lists its product as uncharacterized. The transcript has 8 exons. Bases 183 to 1676 code for a protein of 497 amino acids. The record is from RefSeq and is a predicted model, not a curated record. Lineage: Eukaryota; Viridiplantae; Streptophyta; Magnoliopsida; Asterales; Asteraceae. Gene Ontology annotation, molecular function: protein binding.
CGUAAAACCAAACUAAUAACCUAUUCAAACGAUUUUAAACCGAACCAUGAGCACAGGUGACCAUCCCGUUGUUUUCCGAUCGAGCAAUUGACAACCCUCCAGGCUCCAGCCACAAUUGACAACUCUCCUGGCAAAAUUUAUAUCAACUGAUACAACUGUUUAGAGCAUCUAGGGUUUACUGAAUGGGGGACAAUCAUCCUUCAUCGUCUACGAACCAUGAUUCAACAGCAACAACGAAGGUCACAGAUAUGGAUAUGGAUUCACUGGUUCAUUGCACAAGCUACCUCACCCUUCAGGACAUCUCUAACAUGGCCGUUUCUUGUAAAUUCCUCAAUCGCCUCGUUUAUUCUGAUUCCGUCUGGCGACGCUUGUUCAGGGAGCGAUGGCCACAGCUGGAACCCUAUAUCAAUUCACAAAAAUCAGGUCUAAGAGAAGCAUAUUUGGCACGAUAUAGUGCUUUGCAGCAGUUUAAGUUUGUUGACCCUUUAGAUUCCAAUGUAUACUUGGAGGGAAAAUCCAGUGACCUCUUAUUAAGCAAGGAUUCUGUAUUUCUUUCUCAGGGUCCACUUAUACAGAUUUAUAGCAUUGAUAAACUUCUACAAGGAGAAGCUUCCUUUGUCUCACUUAAUGAUCAUCGUGCAAGAAUUACCAGCAUGAGAUUGUUUCCUCUGAAAGAAACAUCAUUAUUUCGAAAUGAGGCACAUAUAAAUGAUAAUGUUUUAGUCACCUCAAGCUGUGAUCACUCUAUACGACUAUGGUGGAAGGGAAGUUGCCAGCGAUGUUUCAGAGGUCACAAUGGCCCUGUAACUGUUCUUUCUGAUAAAUUGUUGGGAGAUGAAAAUGGAAAAGUUUUUGCAAGUGGAGGCGAAGACAGUACCGUUCGCCUUUGGUCACUUAGGUCAACCGGAAAGCGUGGUCAACAUGCUUUGAAGGCUACACUUUAUGGGCAUGAGAAGCCUAUAGCAUUCAUGUCUGUUACCGGGCACAGGGCUUCCCUAAUAGCGAGCAUGUCAAAAGAUUCUAAGGUUAGAGUGUGGGAUGCCUCGAUAUCAUCUAGUGACCGUAAUUCCAGCUGUGUGGGCAUGACGUCUGUUCCUGGUGUGCCAGUUGGCAUGAAGUGCCAUGAUUCGUUACUCUAUAUUGCAUUUGGUUCCUCCAUCGGAGCGGUUGACUUGAGGACAAUGAAAACCGUCUUCAGGACAUCAACAAACGAAGGAAAAUUGUAUUCGUUUGACAUUAUGCCCUCUAAAUUUUUAGCGUGCACUGGUGGACUUGGCAGAGCCCUGCUUUGGGACAUGAGGAAAAAUACAGGGGCUGGGGAUGCCGAACCAAUGGCUGAACUGGAUGGACAUAUAGGUCCGGUAACGCACCUACACAUGGACUCAAACAAAAUAGUCACUGGUGGUCCUGAAGAUCCACAUAUUAGUAUCUGGGCUGCCAACACGGGUAAUCAAACAAAUGUUUUAAGCUGCUCACCUCUCGAUAGCUCUGGUUGUUUUGCUAUGGCUGCAGAUGGUUUUCGAAUUGUCACUGCUGGUUAUAAUCAAGAAUAUGGUGUUUUACGUUUUCGGGAUUUCAAUAAUGCUGUGUGUUCUGGCUCGUUAAAUGAGCACGUAACUGGUUCAAAAUUUUGGUGCCCAUCAACUUCUGGUGAUGGGGAUGAAUCUGACGGUUAAAUAGGUUAUCUUUUUGUACAUAUUUUGAGCACCUAAAUUGAAAAGGUAACAUCACGUUUAAGGUGGUGUAUUUUUGGAAAAA